Messenger RNA from Brenthis ino (lesser marbled fritillary), 492 nucleotides. Lineage: Eukaryota; Metazoa; Arthropoda; Insecta; Lepidoptera; Nymphalidae. The record is from the annotation of a GenBank genome assembly.
AUGAAGAGGUUUUGGACCUCUUGCAAAAUAGAUAUGCUCUUUAAUAUUGAGGUGCUACACGACGAAGGUGAGGAUUUGAUCGUUUCCUUUUUCAAAAAUUUAGUGAUAAAUAUCAUCCAGAAGGUUCCUCCAGCACAUUGGGAACUGUCUUCUGAUGAGGCUUUUCCUCAAGAAAUCUACAUUCCAAAUGCCAUAAAUCCAAUCAAAAUGGGGACAAGCUUCAGCAGCGCCAACAGUCGAAAAUGGUCAAAGAAAGAAGCUCCAAACCCUGAAUCAUCAAGAAUUCUGUUCCUUCUAUACCUCAUACACAGGACCUGGAAUGUUGUGGUGGAACACAUGGAUAACAAAAGCACCAGAUGGCGCGAAUCACAUCCAUCGAGCUCUGGAGACGUGCGGCACUUCGACUCAGUCAGCCUCGACACUGGUUCUUGCUACUCAGCGUGCAGCUGCAGCUACUGCAGGCUGAGAGACUGCGCCCACGACUGUGUCAGG